Messenger RNA from Girardinichthys multiradiatus, 3942 nucleotides. RefSeq names its product phosphoinositide-3-kinase, regulatory subunit 5 (gene pik3r5). The transcript is spliced from 18 exons. NCBI's taxonomy places the organism in Eukaryota, Metazoa, Chordata, Actinopteri, Cyprinodontiformes, Goodeidae. The record is from RefSeq and is a predicted model, not a curated record. Gene Ontology annotation, cellular component: phosphatidylinositol 3-kinase complex, class IB. The coding region runs from base 336 to 2954 and encodes 872 amino acids. Gene Ontology annotation, biological process: G protein-coupled receptor signaling pathway; positive regulation of MAP kinase activity. Gene Ontology annotation, molecular function: 1-phosphatidylinositol-3-kinase regulator activity.
UCACAUGCACCUCAGUGUCACACUUCCUGUUUGCCCUAAGCCGCAGUGUUUGUGAAGCGCGGUGCUGUCAGAGCAGCGGCGGAUUGAAAGCGCAGCGGACUGAUUCCUCUCUGGGCUGACCUGAAACUAGUCAGCUCGGCUCGGCUCGGCUCGGCUCGGCCCGGCCCAGGAUGUGGCUCUUUAAGGCUGCUCAGUCAUGCAGCGGGCGGUGAAUGAAUGACAGAUACUCCGAGCAGGACCAACUUUACUGCGGACUUAUUGGAUUCUUCAAACACCUUCAGAUGCGAUGGAGGCUGGACAGUGAAGAGAACAUAAGCAGAGCCUGAGUGGUGAAGAUGCAGCACACCACAUGCACAGAGGACCGGAUCCAGCAUGCUCUGGAUCGGUGUCUGGACGGACUGAGACAGAGCCCAACCGCAGCGCACCACUGGAACGUGCUGAUGUGCUCUGCGGGGCAGUCGAUGAACCGCUGGAGCUUGGAGGAGCUUGUGAAGAGAGAUCCUGAGAACUUUCUCAUCCUUUUGCAACAGAUCAUCAGAAAGACAAAAGAGGCUCAGGAGCAGUGUCAGUAUGAACUGGUGGCCCCCCUCGCCAUUAUGUUCACCUCUACUCUGCUGCAGACUCCGUAUUGUCCUCCCCACACUGAGCUCCUGGAGGAAGCCCUGGAGGUGUUUUACAGCUUCCUUACUUGGCCGGAGCCUUACUGCAGUGUCUGCAGAGAGCUCCUCUCCAUGCUGCAGCUGGAGAUCAAGGCACCUGGAAUUUCCUUUCAGAGGCUGGUUAAAGAAGAGCAGGGUCUGAAUACCUCUGACCAAACUUCAAAGACCAUGACCGUGUUGCUGAUGAACCCAGACGAGGUUCCCGCUGACUUUCUCAGCGUGGCCGAGCAGCUCAGCAGCAUUCAGCUCUUGCAGAAAGACAUCUACAUCACCCUUAUUAAACAUGCCUUUCAGUCCACGCUGGGCACCAAAUAUGCUCUGGAAAGCAUCCACAAUGCCCUGGAGCCGAAAACUGAAAAUGAGCUGAAGGAGAUUUUCUCCUUGGUGAGCGACAUCUUGGAGACGGCUGCCAUCAUGAGCGAUCCAGGAAAAGCUCGAAGUCAUGUCAUCCAGGAACUGGAACAUUUGAGGAAGACACUGAAAAUCCCCUCCAAUGGGAGGAGGUCUGAUGGAAUCCUCCAGACUUUACCUUUGCCCACAGCCAAAACGUACAUGUUUCACUGGGAGAAGGAUAACUUUGAUGUUCUCCACACCCUUUUGGAGCAUGACGUUGAUGACCUUGGUACCAACAUGCAGGCUGUGGAGGAAAAAGAGGUCAAUAUUUAUGAUGAGCAGGACGGGACAGAAGAUGACGAGGAGAGUCAAGGGGAGGUUUCUGCUCUAAUUGUCGCCAACGACUGCGACGGCAGCCAUCGUGCUUCCAUCUUUUCCACUAUCUCUUCCUUGUCCACCACCUCCAAAGACUCAAUGUUCUCCACCCUGUCUGUGACCUCUGAGUCCUAUCCUCCCUCCCUCAUCUCUUUUGCAUCUGGGUUUGACAGCGACUACUUUGAUGACUCCGAUGAGUUCAUCAGCUCCUCUCCUGUAACUGAAAAAGGAUCUCCGAAGUCGAGCAAAGUUUCGUGUCGUCUCUACCGAUUUUUUAUCAAACCCAAGCACCCCAGGAUGCUCUGUAGGGCUAAGAGCUUGGGUAACUCUGAAUCUAAAGACAUUUCGGGGGGGCGGGAAAUGCGCUCCAACUCUCUCCCACAGCAGGUCAGGUUAUUCAAUUCUGAUUCUCUGCCAAGGCCUCAAAACCAGACUCUAAGACACAUCUGCUUUCGAAGGAGGCCCAUUCUGAGCAGUGAUGAGGACAAUAGCAAUACUACGUUAAGAGUGGUGGUGUUUGGUGCAGAUCAUGUAGCAGGGAAGGUGGCCCGAGCCUACAGUAGCCUGAGGAAGAACGAGAGCAUGUGUCCUCGUCUCACAAGAGCCUUCAACCUGCAGUUCUACUUUGUGCCAGUCAAGAGGGAUUCAGUAUCUGGACAUCGAAGGUCUUCCACUCCUUUGAUCCAAAUCGGAUCUCCGAAAGGAACAGGUCUGCCCUGGGAUCAGAACCGCACAGGUGACAGCACUAACGACAUUGCACAUCUCCUGGGCAUGUUGGAUCCGUGGUACGAAAGAAACACCCUCAGCCUCCUCAAGUUGCCUACCAACGUUGUCUGCCAGCAAACCUCAAAAACCGAGUCGAUCUCCUACGAUAGCUCAAAUGAGCAGCGUCUGCCCAUCCUGGCUGACUUGGUGCUGUACUACUGCCGCUACGCAGCACGCCCUGCUCUAAUCCAGCUCUAUCAGGCUGAGCUGACGUUGGCUUGCGGAGAGAGGAGGACCGAGGUGUUCAUUCACUCUCUCGAGUUGGGUCACACUGCAGGAACGCGAGCCAUCAAGGCCAUGGGUGCUGCCAGCAAACGGUUCGGCAUUGAUGGUGACAGAGAAGCAGUGCCUCUUACCCUGGAGGUGGUCUACAACAGGGUGGUUGUUAGUGGAAGAAGCCAGUGGAAAAGAGAAACCAAAGUCUGUACUUCAGUUAACUUGAUCAAAGCAUGCAAGAACCCUGAGGAACUAGAUUCAAAGAUGGAGUGCCUGCAGCUCACCAUGACUGAGGUUCUGAAGAGACAGAACUGCAAAAGCAAGAAGAGCUACAAUCAGCAGCUCACUGUGACUGAGGUGAAGGUGGACAAGGUGCAGGUCAGUGGAGCUGGAAACACAACUUUUGCUGUAUGCCUGGACCAGGAUGAAAAAAAGAUACUGCAAAGUGUCACCAGAUGUGAAAUAUCUGUGUGCUACAAACCUGACAGCUCUACUGACUGGAGGCUAAGAAAAUCCCAGGCUUCUGCUCAGAUCCAGCCUCUUAACCCCACCUUCUGCUCCCUGCUCUGCCUGCCUAUUGUAACCUUCAGCGGGGCUCUACCCUGAGAACGUUCACCACCGGUUUCGGUGGAUUCGAUCAGAAAGAUCUUCAGCACUGUUAUUCAUUGUAUACUUUGCACACACUGCAGAAGAAAAAACACAAAGAACUUCUCAUUGUCUGUGCCGGUUUUCUUGAAGGUAGUUUGGUUCAUUUCAACAUGGCGGACGCUGAAUGCAGGUUUUGGAAACUAGGCAUCUGCACACUGAACUCCAGACUCUGUUGUCUUCUGAUCAGAUCAGUACUCUUAACUCGCAUGAAACCAAGACCGUCUGGAGACGGGAUUCAUUUUAUCUGUGCAAUGCAGACCUUCGCUGUUAUGAAGAGAUCUUUUCAAGUUUCACUUUUUAGGUUUCAGUUCCUUUUUUUUGUAUGUUUGUUGACAAAACUGACUUCACCCACAGUUACAAUAGAAUGUAUAAUGGUUGAUCAGGGUAAAUAUUCAAAGUUUUAUGUAAACAUAUCAUUUGCACUGGCAUUACCUUGACAGCAUGUUUUGGUAAAUCAGUCCCACAGACAGAAAGAUAGGAUAAUGUAUUUUUUAUCAAUCAAACCCACGACAGUCGAUUCUGAACUAUUGUGAAAGCACACUAUAGAUGUAUAACGUGUAAAUAUUAUGCCCUUAAGAUAUUUCACGUACUAUAACUUUUACUCAACGCCAUAAUGUUUUUAUGUGUAUCAUGUAAUCUGAUUAUAUUUCUCCCAAGGAGUUACAGUUUUUAACCGCACCACCAGGGGUCUCUGUUGGCUUUUCAAAUAACCUCCACUCCACGCCGCAUAUAUAAUCAUUUGAAUUUGAAACCGAACUCUCUGUAAACACUGUAAUAUAUCAUGAGAAAAUCACAGUCCAACUUAUUAAAACGAUAAAAUGAUCAAGAAUAGAGGUGGAUAUUAUGGUGCUGUAAAAUGCACUCGAAUGGCCAUCUUCCUAUGUAACUGAUUAUCUGCACUUUCUAAAAAUGUAAAACAAUAUGUACCAAUAAAAUAUAUUUUGUA